Molecule: messenger RNA, 1724 nt
Organism: Closterium sp. Naga37s-1
Lineage: Eukaryota; Viridiplantae; Streptophyta; Zygnematophyceae; Desmidiales; Closteriaceae
Source: the annotation of a GenBank genome assembly
AUGCUGGUCGUGGCCUGGGUUGUAGUGGCGGCUACAGCCGUCACAUGGGGAAUUGACGGGGGAGACUCCUUAGGCGGGGAUGGCUAUGGCGGCGGAAGGGCGGAAGGCGGGCGAAGGUUAUUAGCAGUCAACGGGGAGGAGAUUAAAGAGCGUGCUAAAGAGUUGUACGCGUCAUGGGCGCAGAUUUACGGGCUAGACAACGCCUCGUCGCUGCUUCCCCCGCCCUCCCCACUCCCCUUUCCGCCCGCCGUUCCCCCCGCGCCCCACCUGGAGGACUGCUCCGCGCGCACUGCCUGGCGCCGCGCCUCAGAGGCGCGCGGACCAGGGGGGGAGCCGCCCUUAUGGGCGCGGGGCCAGGGGGAAGGGGGAAGAAGCGGGGAACCGGUGCGUGGGGGUGCGGUGGGGGGGGCGGAAGGGGGAGGGGAGGGGUGCGGGGAGGGGCCUCUCCCGCCCUGGGUGAGGGGUGCUGACGUGGACAACCUUCCACUGACACGUGUCGCGCAGAGAGACAUUUGGGAGAGCCAGCGAAUAGGAGCGUCGUGUGAGGGGCGGCGCCUGCUACUGGCUCGCUGGUGGCCGGCUGAACGCCACGACUUGGGGUCUCAGGUGCAUCUGGCGGGGGCGUAUCUGAGCAUAGCUAUGGCUCACAAUCGCACCUUCGUGCCCUGGCCUGGACAAUUCGACCGCGCCCUCCUCCCCGCCUGCCAAGACCUAGGCCAGCGGGGGUCAUGGGAGUGUUAUUUCUUCCCCGUCGCCUCGUCUGAUUGCACGCAACGAGCGCAGCAGGCCCUGGCAGCGGGUGCCGUGCCGCCCUGCGCCUCUCAGGGCCUCACAGCAGCAGCAGCGUCAGAUGCGCCCAUUGUGUGUGUGGAGCUGCAAGAGCUGGGAGAGCUGUUCAUGGAGCAAGGCAGCGAGGCAGGCAGGCUGUGGGGUUCUGUUUAUUUGACCACACCACCCACCGUGGUGCACUGGGGGCAGAUGCAAGGCAUGUCGACCAAUGAGAGCAUGACCCACUGGUGGCGUGCGCAGGCCACGCGCUUCAUGCUGCGCUGGCCCUCCGCGCAUCUCUGCCACGUCACCAACCAGCAGCGCCACGCUGCGUUCGGUAUGCUCGUGGCCAAUCAGCUCGCAGAGUUCAUCCCAACCCAAACCGCCUUCCUGCGUGGCCUCUCAGCCAGCAACGCCAUCACAGAGAGUCAAUACAUGCUGCUCUCCAGCAUGGACGAUUACUCCUCCUUUCUCCCUCCCCCCACCUUCCCAAUCCCCUUCUCAGAUGCUUCUUCUUUUUCCUCCUCCUCCUCCUCUUCCUCUGCUUCAGCCCCCUCACCAUCUGUCUCCCCAACAGCACAACCACCACUACCCACACCAGAGACAGCACCUGAGGUACCAGCAGCAGCAGCAGCGGAGGUGCCUCAGGGCGAGUCGUCACCCCCUCACGUGCGCUCGCUGCACGCCUGCGUGUGGCCCCAGCGCGGCUUCCCCGCCCCCCCUUGCUCCGCUGCUAGCUGUGCCCCUGCUGCCGACUGCAACACUGGUGAAAGCAGCAGCAGCAGAGAGGAAAGCAGGGAGGUGGGAGCGGAGGAAGCGUACAGGAUGGUGGGGGGGGGGUGCACAUGCCAGGGGGCAUGGUGCGCUCUGGUGCAGGUGGGUUGUGGUGCAGGUGGGUUGUGGUGCAGGUGGGUUGUGGUGCAGGUGGGUUCUGGCUCAGGUGGGUUCUGGCCCUG